UGUAAAUAUCAAGUGGUUAACGAAUAAUUAGUGUUUCAUUGGCGAACAAGCCCCUCUGAUCCCCGUCUACUCUGUUAGACCCCUCCCACGUAGAGCCGCCCUGAAGACUUAGACCCCUUUUGAAAGACAGCACAGGGGAAAAAUACGAAUUUAUGUCUAAUUUCCCGCAGCUACUGCGUUGAUGAGCAGCAGUCGAAGAACUCCAUUCUAACUGAAUGGAUUGGCAUGGGGAGAAGCGGACCUCAAAACUUGGCUAAGCGGCAGCUUUGGAAUUAUAUUAAUUGUACGAUGGCUUUACUUUCGCUGCUACUCAGACCAGCACACUGCCAGCAGUGCCGUAUCCAGCGCUGCAAUGCGGAGUACGUGGCCUCUACCUCGCCCUCUAGUGGUCUCCAAGAGGACUCCCUGUCCGAUGUGGACUACUGCAUCGCCCUGCGCGCCUACGCCCUGUGUACCCGACGCACGGCGCGCAGCUGCAGGGGCGACCUGGUCUACCACUCAGCUGUGUUCCGCAUCAAGGAGCUCUUCUCCCAGCAAAACUGCUCCAGCGACGGGCCCACCUCCUCAGCCAAGGCCACCAGCACCAGCAGGCCGGCCGUGUCCGAGCUAUGCGACUACGAGAGCCGUGUGCUGGCCUUGGGCCCCGCAGGCCAGGGGAAGAAGUACGCCCACUGUGGAUUAUUCGGAGACCCGCACCUGCGGACGUUCCGCAACGAGUUCCAGACGUGCAAGGUGGAGGGGGCAUGGCCUCUCAUCGAUAACCGCUACCUGUCAGUGCAGGUGACUAACGUGCCUGUUGUCCUGGGCUCCAGUGCCACCGCCACCAGCAAGAUAACGGUGAUCUUCAAGUCGUACCAUGGCUGUACGGAGCAGAAGGUGUACCAGGCCACCACAGAAGACCUACCCUCUGCCUUCCAGGAUGGCACACGGAGUGGUGGGGAGGGGGGCAGUCUGUGGAUCGUAGAGAAGGGCGGCUCCGGGGGCCGCCUGGUGAAGAUCCAGGCCCGCUACAUCGGGACGUCCAUCAUAGUGCGCCGGGUGGGCCGCUACCUUACCUUUGCCAUCCGCAUGCCGGAGGACACCCUUGACUUUUCUGAGGAGAACAGUGGGCUGCAGCUCUGUCUGCACGGAUGCCCGCGCAACGAGCUCAUCAAGGAGCACAUGCUGGGGCGCCAACCUCUUCACCCCCGCCUCCCGGGCUCUGGGUCUAACCCCGAGCUGGGGCCCCUCCUGCCCCCACACCAGACCUACACAGUGGAGCAUGCCACGGCCAAGUGCAGGGAGACCCUGCAGGUGGAGGACGUGUACUUCCAGUCCUGUGUGUUUGACCUGCUCACUACGGGGGACCCUGAGUUCUCCAUGGCAGCCUACGGGGCCCUGGAGGAUCUGAAGGCCCUUCCUCCCAGCAAACUGAAGCAGAACUCUCCGAGGACUCCUCGUGUCCAACUCAACAGAGGCGGGCCACACAUACUGGCUACAGCCACUCCCAGUCUGGUCACAUUCCUGCUUCUGGUUCUGCUGCUUUUGUAAAGGGAAAAUAGGACUCAAAGUUGAAGUGACCCCAGCUUGAGGACAGAGUGCCUAAAAGUCAGAGAUGUUUUUCUUUUGCAUUUGUGAAUGUUGUGGUUCUUUUCCUGUCACUGAACCGUUUGAAGGAUUUAACACUCAAAAAGGAUCCCAAUGCUUCUUGUCCCCAAAUACAUGAUGGCUGCCAGUAUCUGCCACUUAAUUGAGUAUGAGUCUGAAUGCACACAAUCAUGUGGGAUCUGUCGAUGGUUAAGUGCGUAAUGCUCUUUCCAUUUUCACACUGUUUGUAAAUUGGAUUAAGACUGUUACAGGAUGCUUGAAAUGUGAAAUUCAUCAUAACACUGUUGUUGUCGUCUGUGAGCCUGGAUGUAAGACAGCUUAUCAAAAGUCAUCUUUGUAAAUAUUUCAUGUUUGUUGGGAAUACGUCACGAUGCACACAACCCUGCCAGACAUCACAAUCAUAGAAAGUAGGCCUAUCAGGCUGAAGAUGGUGAAAAUGGUCUAUUAUAGUGCAGAGACCUUUGUGUCUUUCAUUUCCACAAUCUUCUUUACAGUAUCAUCAUUUGGCACCAAACAGUUAACACUACACAUUUUAGUUCCUCUGUGUUGUCAUAUUUACUGAAAAUAUGUAUGUUUCUUAAAUGGGAUGAUCCAACAACUAACUGAAAAUACUACCUAUCCAUAUGUAUUUGGUUUAAGUGUGAUAUUCUCUGUACUUUUCACUGCAUCCAAGUGUGAUAGUUAUCAGUUAGGUGAAACACUCCCUCUUCAAGCUGCUUGGCUUUCAGUUUUUAAAGGUAAAGAAACAAAAUCUCUAUAUAAUAAUAUAUUGAAAGAGUGUAUAUAUGUGUUUUAUACUGUGUACAUUUUCCUGUGUAUAGAUGUUUUAACUGUACUAGUUUUAUUGUUGUGAUUAGUUAGGUAUUUUUAAAUUCUUGUAUGAAAAGUUAACUAAUAUGUGUUUUACCUUAGCUGUCAUUUUCCAUAUUAAAAAGUGUUGGACACCA
Messenger RNA from Oncorhynchus kisutch (coho salmon), 2534 nucleotides. Its product is annotated as RGM domain family member B. Gene Ontology annotation, molecular function: coreceptor activity. Gene Ontology annotation, biological process: BMP signaling pathway. The transcript has 3 exons. Gene Ontology annotation, cellular component: plasma membrane. Bases 226 to 1530 code for a protein of 434 amino acids. The record is from RefSeq and is a predicted model, not a curated record. NCBI's taxonomy places the organism in Eukaryota, Metazoa, Chordata, Actinopteri, Salmoniformes, Salmonidae.